GCUUUUUUCGUUGGAUUGGAUUAGGAUGUGUCGUGUUGGAUAGAUUCUUCAGCUUACUUCUCACUCUACAGUUUGCCACUUCGCUCCCUAGCUUCUUUCUUACUUUCGCUUUCUCUCUCUUUCUUUCCCUUCAUUUUUUUUUUGUAUUUCUGCUUUCUGUUGGCAUGUCUCUAGUUCCAGAUUACUCAUUUAGUUAACCCAUCUGUUGUUUCCCAACAACUUGAAGAAAUUUAUGAGAAAUUUCUGAUGUAUUAUAUUUUAUUCUGUUUUCCACCUCUAUUUUCAGGAAUCUUUUCUGAGAUUUUGGUCUAAUAUUGAGCUGUAACUAUUUCUUUCUGGGAUUUCUUUACUUUACUCAGUCACCCUUUUUCCCCUUAUUUUUUUUUUAAAUUUCUGGAACCAUGUUAUUGUGAAAAUUUUGCAAUUUCUGAUGUGAAAAUUUUGCUUUAUAAAUCAGUUUCUUUCUACCUAUUGUUCUUGGAUCAGCUCUUCCCUCUCUAGUUACUUGCUUCACCUCUUUUUAUCUUCAUAGCUACAUUUGUGCUCCCAAUUCCUACUCUCUGGUGUGUUUGGAAUUCUCUAAAUUUGGUUUUAGAACCAAAAGAGAAAAAUAAAAAGGAUUCCAUUUUUUACUUGCUUGUUUCUGUCUCAUAAAUCUGUGGUCCAAAACCCAUCAAAACAAGUGCUGGUUUGAGAUUCUAGUCAGUUCCAGUGGGCUGUAGCGUAGAAGCUGGCUAGCAGAUUUGAAGAGAAUAAAGAUGAGGCGGUUCUCUGUGGCUGUUGCAUUAAUAUCAUUACUUUCUGUAGCGAGUACAGUGAGUGGAAUAGGUGCCAACUGGGGCACACAAGCAACCCAUCCACUGCCCCCAGAAACUAUGGUGAGGCUACUGAGGGAAAAUGGAAUCCAAAAAGUUAAGCUUUUUGAUGCAGAUUAUGAUACACUGAGAGCCCUUGGUAAGUCUAAUAUUGAGGUCAUGGUGGGAAUCCCAAAUGACAUGCUUUUAUCUCUGGCUACCAGUAUGAAGGCUGCUGAGAAAUGGGUUUCCAAAAACGUCUCUACGCAUAUCUCUGCUGAUAAUGUCAAUAUCAGAUAUGUUGCAGUUGGAAAUGAACCUUUCUUGCAAACAUACAAUGGCAGCUUUCUCAAAACGACCUUCCCAGCUCUCCAGAAUGUCCAAUCUGCCCUUGUAAAAGCUGGGCUGAGCAACCAAGUAAGGGUGACUGUCCCCCUGAAUGCCGAUGUCUAUGGGACCUCAACUGGCGUUCCAUCUGGUGGUGACUUUCGAGCUGAUAUCCAUGAUCUCAUGCUUACCAUUGUCAAGUUCUUGAGUGACAGUGGUUCCCCCUUUACUGUGAAUAUCUAUCCUUUCAUAAGCCUAUAUUCUGAUCCGAACUUUCCAGUGGAGUAUGCCUUCUUUGAUGGAAAUGCAACCCCUCUGAAUGAUGGUGGGACAUCUUACUACAACAUGUUUGAUGCUAAUUAUGAUACUCUUGUGUAUUCCUUGCAAAAGAAUGGAUUUGGAAACCUGCCUAUAAUUGUUGGAGAGAUUGGGUGGCCUACUGAUGGAGAUAGAAAUGCUAACAUAAAUUAUGCCCAACGAUUCAACCAAGGUUUUAUGUCACAUAUUUCGGGUGGGAAAGGAACCCCAAUGAGGCCUGGACCUAUUGAUGCGUAUUUAUUUAGUUUGAUUGAUGAGGAUGCUAAGAGCAUUGAUCCAGGGAACUUCGAACGCCAUUGGGGGAUAUUUACAUAUGAUGGAAAAGCCAAGUACUCCCUUAACCUUGGUACCACAAAUUCAAUAGCUUUAAUUGAAGCAAAAAAUGUCCGUUACCUGGAGGGUAAAUGGUGUGUGAUGAAGUCAUCAGCCAAUAUUGAUGACCCAAAUGUGGCACCUAGUGUGAGCUAUGCUUGUGGACUUGCUGACUGCACCAGCCUUGGUUAUGGGACUUCUUGUGGAGGUUUGGAUGUUAAGGGGAACAUUUCAUAUGCAUUGAACAGUUACUAUCAGAGGCAGAAUCAGCUUGAUAGUGCAUGCAAGUUUGAAAACAUUUCAAUGAUUACCAAAUCUGAUCCAUCAACUGGAACUUGCAGAUUUGAGAUAAUGAUUGAACCGUAUUACGGAGGCACUGAACAUACAGUAGGAUCCCCUCAAAAGGCAUUGGGUUUGGCUGCUGGUCUUACUCUGUUUUUGCUAAUGAUUUUGUAAAUUUCAAGGCUCCUAAUUUUUAGAGGUCUUACUUUGUUUUUGCUAACGAUUUUAUAAAUUUCAAGGCUCCUAAUUUUUAGAGGUAUGAUUUUUCAAUAAAUAAGGUGUAAUGCUGUUCAUUUUUUUUUAGGAGUUUAUAAACCAGGGUUUUGUUUAUAAUG
Messenger RNA from Hevea brasiliensis (rubber tree), 2368 nucleotides. Its product is annotated as glucan endo-1,3-beta-glucosidase 6. The record is from RefSeq and is a predicted model, not a curated record. Lineage: Eukaryota; Viridiplantae; Streptophyta; Magnoliopsida; Malpighiales; Euphorbiaceae. Gene Ontology annotation, molecular function: hydrolase activity, hydrolyzing O-glycosyl compounds. The coding region runs from base 759 to 2207 and encodes 482 amino acids. Gene Ontology annotation, biological process: carbohydrate metabolic process. Gene Ontology annotation, cellular component: plasma membrane. The transcript has 3 exons.